UGAAGCCUUACCCACUCACCACUCAACGCUCCGCUGCAGCAGUCAUGGCUCCAAGACCAGAGGUGGGGACAGAGUCCUCCCCCAGGCUCGAUGACAACAUUUCGUCUAAAGAUAUAGCCCUCCCGCCGGCUUACUCCACCGUAGACCUGGUGAAUGAGGACAAAGACGAGGAUGAUCCCUGGGAUCUCCCAGAGCUCAAAGACACAGGGGUGCAGUGGUCAGAGCUGGACACAAAAGGGAAGAUUAUGAGAGUGCUGACUGGGAUUGUGAAGCUCAUCCUGCUGCUGGGCCUUCUCUACCUGUUUAUCUGCUCGCUGGAUGUGCUCAGCUCUGCUUUCCAGCUCGUUGGAGGCAAAGCUGCCGGUGACAUCUUCCAGGACAAUUAUGUGUUGUCCAACCCUGUGGCCGGCCUGGUGAUCGGGGUGUUAGUCACCGUGUUGGUGCAGAGCUCCAGCACCUCCUCCUCCAUCGUGGUCAGCAUGGUUUCCUCUGGAUUGCUGGAAGUGCAGUCUGCAGUGCCGAUCAUCAUGGGCGCCAACAUUGGUACAUCUGUCACCAACACCAUCGUGGCCGUGAUGCAGGCAGGAGACAGAAAUGAGUUCCGCAGGGCGUUUGCUGGUGCGACCGUUCACGACUUCUUCAACUGGCUGUCUGUGCUGAUUCUUCUGCCUCUGGAAGCAGCCACAGGUGUACUGUACAAACUCACCCUCCUCUUAAUCGAAUCCUUCAACAUCCAGGGCGGAGAGGACGCCCCCGAACUGCUCAACAUCAUCACAGACCCUCUCACCGACUCCAUCAUCCAGCUGGACAAAUCUGUGAUCACUGGCAUCGCAACGGGAGACCCAGCGGCCAGGAACAGGAGUCUGGUCAAAAGAUGGUGCAAAACAGAGACAAACACUACUCUGCAGAACGUUACUGUGGGUAGCUGCAUCAACAUCACCAACUGCUGGGAGAGCGGAGACCAGAACUGGACCACGGUGAACUCGUCUUGGACCGAUUACCAGGAGAAAUGCAAACAUAUCUUUGCCAGUGUGGACCUGCCUGACCUGGCCGUGGGCCUCAUCCUCCUGGCUCUGUCCCUGUUCGUCCUCUGCACCUGCCUCAUCCUCAUCGUCAAGUUGCUCAACUCCAUGCUGCAGGGGCAGGUGGCUGUGGUCAUCAAGAAGGUGCUCAACACAGACUUCCCCUUCCCCUUCGCUUGGGUCACCGGAUACAUCGCCAUUCUGGUGGGAGCAGGGAUGACGUUUAUCGUGCAGAGCAGCUCCGUCUUCACGUCAGCCAUAACUCCUCUCGUUGGCAUCGGUGUGAUCAGCCUGGAGAGGGCGUAUCCUCUGACACUGGGGUCAAACAUCGGUACAACAACCACUGCUAUACUUGCUGCUAUGGCUAGUCCUGGAGAAACGCUAGCCAACUCCUUACAGAUUGCACUUUGUCACUUCUUCUUCAACAUCUUUGGGAUCCUACUGUGGUACCCGAUCCCCUUCACGAGAAUUCCCAUCAGGUUGGCAAGAGGUCUGGGGAACCGUACUGCCAAGUACCGCUGGUUCGCUGCCCUCUACCUCAUCCUCUGCUUCCUGGUCAUGCCUCUGACUGUAUUCGGCCUGUCGCUGGCCGGUUGGCAAGUCCUUGUUGGCGUCGGCGUGCCCCUCGCCGUGCUGCUGGUCUUUGUGAUCGUCGUCAACAUCUUGCAAUCUCGCCGCCCACGCGCUUUACCCAAGGGGCUCCGCAGCUGGGACUUUUUGCCCAAACCUCUGCACUCCAUGAAGCCCUGGGACACCAUGGUGACCUCCACUUUUGGCUUCUGCGGGAGACACUGCUGCUGCUGCUGCCGAUGCUCCAAUUGCUGCAGUCAAAAGGAAGAGGAAGCGGUGACGAGCAUCAGCAAGAAGAGCCUGCAGAUGUACGAUAAUCCGGGUUUGACACAAGAUGACGAUCCAAAAGUUGAGAAAGCAACUCACUUGUAAGGAUUAUGACGUUAAAUGUAAACAAAGUCAAUGCAACAAUGUGUGAGGAACACACGUAAUCGUCCUUCACUGCUCGGGUUGUGUUGAUGUUUUGUCGGAUAAGCACUCUGUUGGACAUUUUAUCAUCCACCUGUUGUUUCUGUAAAGUCUAUAAUGUUUAUUUUAUGACGUGCUAUUGCUCAGACUCCCUUUCUGAUAACUAUGGGCGGCUCCCGCUUCAUUUUUAUAUUUUUUAUGACAUAUCUAAGAGACGUUUGGUCUUAUUUUAUUGAACCUAAAACUGUUAAAUUUAAAAAAAACAAUGUAGCAUUUGAAAUGUUUGUUAUCCUGCAGUAUUUAAGACUCUGAAAUAUUUGUAAAUAAAGAAAUUGCUAUUUUUAA
Molecule: messenger RNA, 2345 nt
Organism: Notolabrus celidotus (New Zealand spotty)
Lineage: Eukaryota; Metazoa; Chordata; Actinopteri; Labriformes; Labridae
Gene: slc34a2b
Product: solute carrier family 34 member 2b
Exons: 13
Coding region: 45-1964 (639 amino acids)
Biological process (GO): sodium-dependent phosphate transport; intracellular phosphate ion homeostasis
Cellular component (GO): brush border; apical plasma membrane; vesicle
Molecular function (GO): sodium:phosphate symporter activity
Source: RefSeq, a predicted model, not a curated record